AGAACGAGUAGAUACAGCUAAAGCUCAAGCUGCUCAGCUCAGCACUGAAGCUUUUUCAACCAAUCUAAUAUACCUACUGUUACUCUUUAAUCGUGAUUACGCGUAAUAUUUAAUGAUAAACAUUUGUGCUAGUCCGCAUUGUGAUUAAUAACUCCGAUAAUUAUCCAUCUAAGUAUACAUAUACCUUUACUCACUCAAUAUAUAUAUAUAUAUACAUAUAUUCAUAUACAAAUAUACAUAUACAUGUAUAUACACAUACACACAUACAUGUAUAUAUGUACAGAAAUAUAUAUAAAGUAUCAUGAGAACGUUUGUGAAAUUUACUGAAACAUAAACAAUUCCUGUGAAAGCUCCCAAGAUUAUCAUUGGGCGGUGUCAGGUUAGGACUUUGAUAAAAAAGUGAAAAAAAUAAAAAAAAUAAGAAAAACUGGCGAUUUUAAAGAAUUGUAUAACAAAAAUGAUAGACGAGGACGAUCACGAUGAACAAGUACGUUGUACCGGUAGUGAUGUGGAAAUAGAAGAGUACACGGACACGGAGGAACCAGCAUACACAACUUAUCAGUCAACUGACAAGCUCUUUGAUACAGAGCAACCGUGUUGGCAAAGGUUUAGUUUUCUAGCCACCUUGGGCAUUGUCACAGCAUCGGUUACAACCUCUAUCAUCAGUUUGCCACUCUACCUCGAGAAUGUCAGCGGCACAGCGAAUGCCUACACAGGACUUUUAUUUAUUGCAUUUCUAUCAACUUGUAUUUUGGGAUUGAUCUGCGUUAUUGGGGAAAAAGUAUCGCCACCACCUACACUUGUUCCCAACAGUCUCAAAAUAAAAAUACCAAGAUGUAGUCUCGUCAAGAUAAGUUGUUUUUACGCACUCUCGGGAAUACUUGCGACACUUUCAUUGGAUCAAAAUCGAGUGCUUUGUCACCUUCAGGAUCCCAUCAAGGGCAUAACGCUUGUUUUCUCCCUUGUUUACUAUUUUUUCUUCUGUCGCAAAAUGAUGAGUCUUCAGCGUAUAUUUUCCAGUACGACGAUAAUAGUCGGUCUGUUUAUAAGCGUGGACUACGGACUGUGUGAUGAAUUCCGGUGUCGCGGCCGCGAAGUAUCUGCACACACAUUAACAGAAAGAGGUUCUUGGGGUAUACGAGCGGUUUGGACACUAGUUUAUGUGGCAUCACUGGCAGUGUUUGCUAUGGUCUUCACUCUACUUGAGCUCCACUUUACCACCGGGCAACAAAGUGCCUGUCGUUUGUUGACGACUCAGCACAAUUCAUUCCUCUACACUGUAUCGAGGCUGGUAUCAUCUCGUGAUAUAAGACGACGUGGUUCUGAAGAAGAAGGGGGCCGUUUAUUACAUGUCACUGAUCCAGACCCGACGAUCAAGCAUAAGCACUUACCCAAACCACCGAUACUUAAAACUUUGUUUCAUAUUCAUGCCAUUUCUUUUAUUGUCAUUCUCGCGUUUAUCUGGAUUGAUACGCUGCCUGGUAUUGGUCGAGGUCUUACUCCAAAAGAGCUAUACACAACAAUUGAGCACGGCUUCAAGUGUCACUUUAAAAGCAGCAGCUCUUGCACUGGAGUAGCGAACCACGGAUGGAUUUUUCUCUUCUCCUACAUCACCUUUUCCAUAUCAAUCUUGAAUUUUUUGUCCAUGUGUGAGAGUGCUGUCUUCACCGUUGCCGCAACUACUAUUUCUCUACCUCUAUCCGGCAUUUGGUGGAGUAUUUAUAAGAUGGAUGUUGGUUCUAAUGGAGGAAUAAUUAUAUGGUCACCUGGUGUAACUGGUGAACUUAUCUGCGCUCUUCUCGGUCUUCCUGUAGUACUACUUGGACUUGGUCUUCUUAUAAGAUCUCACUUUCGUGAUACUCAACCUACUUACCAAAGUAUUCCACCUCCAGAUCUACAUCGCGAAAUCUACAAUAGAUGAAUUUUAUCCUUUAAGAAAAUUUAAAUUCAUUUUUAUUUAUUAAUAGAGAUUAGAAACAUGAAAGUAUGCGUGCGAUCAUCGAUCAAUUGAAUUUGAAAAGAAAAAAAAAUAUAUAUAUAUAUAUAUAAAAUAUAUAUAUGUAUUCAUAAUUAAUAAUCAAUAAGUAGUAAGAAGAGAAGUUAAAUUUUCAUGUCAUGCCAAAAAUAUGCCGAGCCAUGUCAACUAAUUUUUAAACCUUGUUAUAGCUUUUAGACUUUUUACUAAUUCCCUUUCCCCAUUAAAUAUAAAAACAUUAAUAAUGUUUUUUAUGUACACAUCUUUUGUUAUCCAUAUUAAUUGUCACGUACUUUUUUAAAUGAAAAAUUUACAGAAAGUAGUUUUAUAUAAAAACAAAAUUUUUAAAAAUCAAUUUAGAUUUAACAUUUUUAUUUAUUUUUUUAUUUAAAAAGAUUUUUUUUUAUUUUAAUAAAAAUGCUCACUGCUUUAUUGUAAAAUACACGGAUUGCCAAAAAAAUUAAUCAGUAUUUGAUGCUACGACUUAAAAAACAAACACAGUAUUAUAAUUAUUAUUUAGAAUUAGUAAUUGUAUUAAUAAGUGUAAGACAAUUCAUGCCAAUUAUUAAUAUAAUUAAUUAAAAAGUUAUUUUUUUAUUAGCAUUCCAUGCGCUAAAUUUAAAAAAUUAACUAACUACAAGUCACCGGUUUAAU
Molecule: messenger RNA, 2629 nt
Organism: Microplitis mediator
Lineage: Eukaryota; Metazoa; Arthropoda; Insecta; Hymenoptera; Braconidae
Exons: 7
Coding region: 458-1921 (487 amino acids)
Source: RefSeq, a predicted model, not a curated record